AUGAACACUGGUCUGCUGAUGCUCCUUGUUAUGGUGGCAAUACUCCUAUGGGUCGCUUUGAUUCUCCAUGGGAAAAUUUUGCCCCUUCUCAUGUUCCAAUUAGGGGAAUACUAUACUAAGCCUCCAUUUUUGGAUGGGAGAGUCGUGUUUACCAAGCAAGCAGAACCGAUAAUGCCAGUAAAGGAUCCAACUUCUGAUAUGGCUAUUAUUUCAAGAAAAGGUUCGAACCUUGUUAGAGAAGUUCAUGAAAAACAAAGUAUGAAUAAGCCAUGUCAGCGGUUUUGGGAACUUAUUGGCUCAAAGGUUGGUGAUAUUCUUGGAGUUGAGAAGAUAGCAGAACAGAUUGAUACUGAUACAGCAGGUGUUGGUAAAGUUGAUUUUAAGGAAGAAGCAAAAUUUGGCAAACACAUGAAAAAGGGUGAAGCAGUAAAACAGGAGAAUCAAGUGGUGGUGGUUAUAGGUAAAACUGGUUCUGGAAAAACAACACAGUUGACUCAGACUUAUUCGUAUAUAAAUAAUGCAGAUAUAAAGGUAACACAACAAGAUAGAGGAAAUGGUGGCGAAACAGAUAUUGUUGAUGUGAUUAUUGAGGAAGACAUGGUUGCUAGUGCUCAAAACCUGGAUAUUCUUUGUGUCCCUGUCCCUGCAAACAAAAUGAAAAUGAGUUUAGGUGUACUGACGCGAUAUCCCCCUAUAUUUGCUCUAUCUUCACCAGUCUCCCUAGGAACCAAAUGCCCAAAAGUUUUGAAGCUUGAUGUGCGUGGAGAACUAGUGGAGGGAAACAUAAUUACAUGCCACCUGGAGGUUGCAUGGUGUGGUGGGAACCCAGCAAUAGCAUUUCUAGGAAGAACAUCAUACAAACAUUUACAAGGAGCUGUUGUAUCUAUUCAGACUAGGCUUAGAGCAAUGGCUGCACAAGAUGAGUUCAGAAGAAGAAGAAGAAGGAGCAAGGCUGAAGCUAUAGUUGUGAAUUCUAACAGAAGAUAUCGUGUACGUGUUCUUGUGUUGCCAUUGUCGAUUCGGGAACAUCCUUGCUUACGUACUGGCACAACUGUAUGUAUCUCAUGUGAAGCUUUUGUUAGAACUAUUAAUCUCAAGGAUUUCAAGUUUUUCAUAUUUAUUGUAUCUAAUUAG
Messenger RNA from Lactuca saligna, 1134 nucleotides. The record is from the annotation of a GenBank genome assembly. NCBI's taxonomy places the organism in Eukaryota, Viridiplantae, Streptophyta, Magnoliopsida, Asterales, Asteraceae.